AUGGAGUGUGGAAAAAGCUUCAGCCAACAUGGUAAUCUUACUUCCCAUAAAAGAAUCCACACAGGGGAGAAGCCGUUUAAAUGCAUGGAGUGUGGAAAGACCUUUACUUAUAAAAGUCAACUUGCUUCCCAUAAAGCGAUCCAUACAGGAGAGAGGCCUUACAAAUGCAUGGAAUGUGGAAAGUGUUUUAAUCAUAGCAGUAAACUUGCUUCCCAUAAAAGAAUCCACACAGGAGAGAAACCAUAUAAAUGCAUGGAGUGUGGAAAGGGCUUCAGCCAACACAGUCUUCUUACAUCCCAUAAAAGGAUCCACACAGGAGAGAAGCCAUAUAAAUGCAUGGAGUGUGGAAAAAGCUUCAGCCAACAUGGUACUCUUACUACCCAUAAAAGAAUCCACACAAGGGAGAAGCCAUAUAAAUGCGUGGAGUGUGGAAAAGGCUUCAGUGGACUCGGUGUUCUUAAAGCUCAUAAAAGAAUCCACACAAGGGAUUCAUCCUUUCUGAAACAUAAGAAGAUUCAUACAGGGGAUAAACCAUAUAAAUGCAUGGAGUGUGGAAAGGGCUUCAGCCAACAUGAACACACAAGGGAGAAGCCAUUUAAAUGCAUGGAAUGUGGAAAGGGCUUUA
Protobothrops mucrosquamatus (brown spotted pit viper) is the source of this 625-nucleotide messenger RNA. Its product is annotated as zinc finger protein 708-like. Gene Ontology annotation, biological process: regulation of transcription by RNA polymerase II. Gene Ontology annotation, molecular function: RNA polymerase II cis-regulatory region sequence-specific DNA binding; DNA-binding transcription factor activity. The record is from RefSeq and is a predicted model, not a curated record. NCBI's taxonomy places the organism in Eukaryota, Metazoa, Chordata, Lepidosauria, Squamata, Viperidae. The transcript has 3 exons. The annotation marks the transcript as partial.